This is a messenger RNA of Gongylonema pulchrum, 279 nucleotides long. The record is from the annotation of a GenBank genome assembly. NCBI's taxonomy places the organism in Eukaryota, Metazoa, Nematoda, Chromadorea, Rhabditida, Gongylonematidae.
AUGUUACUGUUUGCAGCGUGUUUUUCGGCACUGCGUUCAAUCAUCUGUGUUGAACUGCUUGGUCUGGAAAAGCUUCCAAAUGCGUUUGGGAUGAUGAUGCUUUGCAUGGGUGUUGCAGCUUUAAUCGGCCCGCCAAUCGCUGGUUUGUAUUGCUUUUCAUUUAUUAUUUUUCGCUUUAUUUAUCUGUAUAUUUAUCCGGAAACGAACGAGCAUUUGCCAGAAACACUGCAUGGCAGCGGAGCCAUGACCCUUAUUGAUCUGAACUGUACUGAUUGCUAA